Molecule: messenger RNA, 414 nt
Organism: Helobdella robusta
Lineage: Eukaryota; Metazoa; Annelida; Clitellata; Rhynchobdellida; Glossiphoniidae
Exons: 1
Coding region: 1-414 (137 amino acids)
Source: RefSeq, a predicted model, not a curated record
AUGAACCUUUUCGUAAUAGGAUGCGCUAAAAACAAAACCAGCCACCGUUACGACGAUUCGCCGAAACGGACGCCGCCAUCAUACAGCGAAAUAGAGGCGAGCAACAAAUGCGUCUUCAACUGUGACACAACGACAAACAUCGAACCAAGCGCUCCAUCGGAAGAAGAGAUGACGACAUCGGGAUCUUCAAACAACAACCACUUUUUGGAUUGCCAAGUUAAGUCUAGCCACGCAUUCGCAAAUCAAUUAAAAGCCGUAGAUCGAAUAGUGACCAUCGAAUCGAGUUUAAACGGAUUUACAGAUGUAUAUAAGGUCGGUGCACUCAAGGGAUCAGAUAUCGUUGGAAAGCGGAAAACUCCGCCACCAUCCUACGAAGACAGUCUACAUAAUGAUUCUCAUUUUCCACAUUUAUAG